Cylas formicarius (sweet potato weevil) is the source of this 1067-nucleotide messenger RNA. Its product is annotated as G patch domain-containing protein 11. The transcript has 3 exons. Gene Ontology annotation, cellular component: kinetochore. The record is from RefSeq and is a predicted model, not a curated record. Bases 150 to 935 code for a protein of 261 amino acids. Gene Ontology annotation, molecular function: nucleic acid binding. Lineage: Eukaryota; Metazoa; Arthropoda; Insecta; Coleoptera; Brentidae.
ACUGACCAUAAAAUCCGCAUUGCCUCCCCAAGCAAGUGAUCUUUGUUGACUACCUAUUUCUGACAGUUUAAUCUAAAAUUGAAAGAACAAUAUUUCUAGUAAAUAAAUGUCUUGCAAAUUUGAUUAAACCAUUUUAAAUUACUGAAAAAAUGUCCGAUUCUGAAGAUGACUACAUGUCUUUUAAGGUGUUGGUUGACUGCAAAGACGAUGUGCGGCCAAGCCUCUUAGUUAACAGGGAAAAACGCAAGCACGAAUUAUUUAAAAAGAAAUUCGAAUCUUCAAGCAAAAGGCCAAAGACUUUGGGUGAAAUAGAAAGAGAAAAUAGAGAAAGGGGUUUAAAUACAGCAUUAUCUUCUGAAAAUAAGGGUUUUCGGAUGCUUGAAAAGAUGGGUUUCAAGUCGGGGGAGAGUUUAGGAAGAGCCAAAAGUGGUAUCAAAGAACCAAUAGAUAUUGUUUUGAAGCAAGGUACAUCCGGAGUAGGCAGAGAAUCUCAUAUAAAGGAAAUGUUUACAAGGAAGCAGCAUCAGAAGGUUAAAAACUUGAAGCAUUAUGAGGUCCAGUAUAGAUUGGCUAAUAAGGAAAGGAAAAACUUGAGUCAAAUGCGCAGAGAUUUCUUCAAGGCUCAAAAAGUUUGUGAGGAAUUAGAUUUCAGGAGUAAUAUUAAAGAUCCAAUAGAAGAUUUCUUUUGGACUAAAGAUACAAUAAAAAGGAGAAGAAAAAUGGGAAAGCAUACUUGUGAAGAUACAGACAGUAGUGAUGAAGAUGAAGAAUUUGAACAGUAUGUUACAGAAGAAAAUUUGUUUGCUUUAAUUGAUUAUAUCAGAAGUAAACAUUUGUACUGUCUUUACUGUGUUAUAACUGGAAUAGACAUAGAGGAUUUAAAAGAAAAUUGUCCUGGGCCUUAUAGAAUGGAUCAUGAUGAUGAACUGGAUUAAACAGUUUCGGUUGUUUAUUUAUUUAUCUUUUGUUGUUUCCACUUAAUGCAAUUGAAAUGUUAAUUUCUUUUGUGCAUUUGAUUUUCAGUGGGCAAGUUGAAAAUUUCUGAUUUAAGCUAUUCAAAUGGCAGU